GCGAGAUGCUGUUGUUUAAUAAGAAGCUGACGGCCACACAGGCCUGUGAAGUGGGUCUGGUGACCGAGGUCUUUCCUGAAAGCUCCUUCCAGUCCGAGGUGUGGACCAGACUGAAGGCCUAUGCCAAACUGCCCAGGAACUCUCUGGCUCUGUCGAAGCAGCUGAUCCGCGUGGUGGAGAAAGAGAAGCUUCACGCCGUGAACGACGCAGAGGUGGAGAGACUGGUGGAGCGCUGGCUCUCAGAUGAAUGCAUGCAGGCCAUCAUGAGCUUCUUCCAGGCCAAGUCUAAACUUUGAGAAGAGCCCAUGGAGCCAUUCAACAUACAGUCUCUUCCCAAAAUGACCUUUCUUUUGCAAUAGAUUUUCCAAUUAACCCUAUAUCCUACAAACAACAGAAAAGAAUCACCCAACUCAUCUAAACAGUGGAUUGUAUAGGAUUUGUAUAGCAUUGGAUGAUGUAUACAUAACAUGAGACCUUUUAUUUAGUCAUUCUGUCAUAACAGUUUAAUUGGACAACCAUGUAAUAUAGUGUUUUGGAACAAAAUGAACCGUCUGUUCCAUUUACUGUACCAGACGUGCACUUAGUAGGUUGUAACACUCAGUGCCUUACUAAUGUGAAUGCAUUUGUGUUUUUUUAUCUGAGGGCCAAAAAUCAGUAUACUCCGUUUCAGAUGUAUCAAUACAUUAAAUAAUUUGUAUAGUCUUUUGACAUUUUGUCCUGAAUACAGUUUUAAUACCUACUUAAAUACAA
Sinocyclocheilus grahami is the source of this 750-nucleotide messenger RNA. RefSeq names its product enoyl-CoA delta isomerase 2, mitochondrial-like. Gene Ontology annotation, cellular component: peroxisome; mitochondrion. NCBI's taxonomy places the organism in Eukaryota, Metazoa, Chordata, Actinopteri, Cypriniformes, Cyprinidae. Bases 6 to 296 code for a protein of 96 amino acids. The record is from RefSeq and is a predicted model, not a curated record. Gene Ontology annotation, molecular function: delta(3)-delta(2)-enoyl-CoA isomerase activity. The transcript has 2 exons.